AUGUUCAAGGGGCUGAGCAAAGGCUCCCAGGGGAAGGGGUCCCCCAAAGGCUCCCCAGCCAAGGGCUCCCCCAAAGGCUCCCCCAGCAAACACAGCCGGGCUGCCACCCAGGAGCUGGCCCUGCUCAUCUCCCGCAUGCAGGCCAACGCUGACCAGGUGGAGCGGGACAUCCUGGAGACCCAGAAGAAGCUCCAGCAGGACCAGGCGCGCAGCGAGCAGCACCAGGCGCUGCAGCACCGGCAGGAGGCCGGCCGCAGCCUGAAGGAGGCCGAGGUGCUGCUGAAGGACCUCUUCCUGGACGUGGACAAGGCCCGGCGGCUCAAGCACCCGCAGGCCGAGGAGAUCGAGAAGGACAUCAAGCAGCUGCACGAGCGGGUGACCCAGGAGUGUGCCGAGUACCGCGCCCUGUACGAGCGGAUGGUGCUGCCGCCUGGCGUGGGGCCCCGCGUGGACUGGGCGCGGGCGCUGGAGCAGAAACAGAAGCAGGUCUGUGAGGGCCAGUACGGGCCCGGCAUGGCGGAGCUGGAGCGGCAGAUCGCCGAGCACAACAUCCUGCAGAAGGAGAUCGAGGCCUACGGGCAGCCGCUGCGGAGCCUCGUGGGCCCGUUCCAGGAGGACGCGGACUCGGUCAGUCAGACCCUGGCGAAGCUCAGCUCCAGCCUCAACACCCAGUACAGCCCCGGCCCUGGGUGCGCGCCAGGCACCGUCACUGAGCUGCUGUGUCAGCUGGAGGCCGAGGAGAAGCAGCUGGCCGUGGCCGAGAGGACCAUUGGGGACCUGCAGCGGUGGAGCCGGGACGUGGCGCCUCUGCCCCAGCGCAGGAACCCGCCCCAGAAGGCGCUGCAGGUGGACAGUAUCUGUGACUGGGACUCAGGAGAGGUGCAGCUGCUGCGGGGCGAGAAGUACCUGCUGAUGGACAACAGUGACCCACACACCUGGGUGGUGCAGUGCCCCGGCGGCGAGAGCAAGCGCGCCCCCGCUGCCUGCUUCUGCAUCCCAGGGCCGGACCCCGACGCCCUGGCCAGGGCCUCCGCGCUGGCCUCGGAGCUGCAGGCCCUGAAGCAGAAACUGGCCGCCGCCAGGAGCCGCCUGACACCCAGUGCUGUGGAGCCCCAGCGGCCUGGCCAGCAGGGUGCGACUGGUGCAGCCCCCACCGACCCACAGGCCCAGCAGCUCUUGACACAGAUGAGCAGGCUGCGCCGGGACCUGGGAGAGGCCGAGAAGCGGGUGCUGGGCUGGGUGCGGGCCCCGCUGAGCCGCACCUCGCCCGUGGAGGACCUGGAGGGCCGCGUGCAGAGCCGCAAGGACCUGGUCCAGCGGUUGCAGCACCUGGGAGCAGAGAAGGAGGCCGCCCAGCGCGAGUGCGAGGCGUUCCUGUCCACCCGGCCCGCGGGCUCCGCCGUCCUGCACCUGCCGGUGGCCCUCACCGAGGUCAAGAACAAGUACAGCGACGUGCAGGCUCUGUGCGACCUCUACGGGGAGAAAGCCAAGGCCGCCCUGGGGCUGGAGCAGCAGAUCCGCGAGGCCGACAAGGUCAUCCGCGGCUUCGAGUCCGCCCUGGUGCAGGAGCCCCCCAUCUCGGCUGCCCCCGGAGCCCUGCAGGAGAAGAUCGGGGAGCUGCAGCGCCAGCGGAGGGAGCUGCUGCAGCAGCAGGGCUGCGUGCUGGGUCUGCACCGAGAGCUGAAGGCCACGGAACACGCGUGCGGGGCCCUGCAGAGCCACUUCCAGGAGUUCUGCCCGGACCUGCCGCACCAGCAGCGCCAGGUGCGGGCCCUCACCGACCGCUACCACGCCGUGGGCGACCAGCUGGAGUUGCGGGAGAAGACCCUGCAGGACGCCAGUCUCACGUGCCAGCAGUUCAGGACCUGCAGGGACAACCUGAGCUCCUGGCUGGAACACCUGCCCCACAACCAGGUGCGGCCCAGCGACGGGCCCAGCCAGGUCGCCUACAAGCUGCGGGAGCAGAAGAGGCUGCUGCAGGAGAUCCAGGGCUGGGAGCAGGAGAGGGCAACGGCCUCGCGCCUCGCCCGGGACCUGCAGGCGGCGCUCCAGGACUACGAGCUCCAGGCCGACACCUACCGCUGCUCCCUGGAGCCCACCCAGGCAGGGCCGGCCCCCAAGAGACCGCGAGGGGCUCCCCUGCAGGACAGCAUCCAGGCCCAGGAGAGCAGCCUGGCGAAGGCCUUCACGGAGGCCGCGGCUGCUCAGAAGCAGCACCUGUGCCAGCUGGAGUUUGCCAGGAAGGUGCUGGAGAAGAGGGAACUCAGCGAGGACAUCCAGGGGGCCCAGGGCGCACAGCAGGGGUCUGAGGGCCACUCGGGGCGGCAGCCGGAGGCCCUGCGCGCCCAGCUGGAGGAGGAGCGGAGGCGGGUGGCCCAGGUGCAGCAGGAGCUGGAGACGCAGAGGCGCCGGCUGCUGCAGCUGAGGACCCAGCGGCCCUUGGAGCGGCUGGAGGAGACGGAGGUGGUGGAGCUGUACCGGGACCCCCAGCUGGAGAGCGGCCUGGGCCGGCUGCGGGCCCAGCUGGAGGGCGAGGGCAAGAAGCGCUCGGGCCUGCAGGCUGACCUGGAGGCGGUGGCCCAGAAGGUGGUGGAGCUGGAGAGCCAGAGGAAGGCCGUGCAGCCUCACCUGCUCACCAAGGAGGUCACCCAAAUCGAGCGGGACGCCGGCCUGGACAGCCAGGCGGCUCAGCUCGGCAGCGAGAUCCAGCAGCUCCGGGAGCAGGACAGGGCCGCCGCGGCCCGGCUGGAGGGGCUCAAGAAGGAGCUGCUGGCCCUCGAGCAGAAGGAGGCCCCCGUGAAGGAGACCGUGGUGGUGAAGGAGGUGGUCAAGGUGGAGAAGGACCUGGAGAUGGUCAGGGCAGCCCAGGCGCUGAGGCUGCAGCUGGAGGCGGACACGGCGCGGAGGAAGGCGGCGGAGGAGGCCGUGGCCAAGCUGCGGGCCCGCAUGGAGGCGCUGGAGCGCGCCAUCAGCGCCGUGGAGCCCAAGGUGGUCGUGAAGGAGGUGAAGCAGGUGGAGCAGGACCCGGGCCUGCUCCGGGAGGCGUCCAGGUUGCGGAAGCAGCUGGAGGAGGCGAGGGCCGAGAACGAGACGCUGGCCCGGGAGCUGCGGGCCCUGCACAGCGAGCACAGCGCGGCGGAGAAGCAGAAGCCCCGCGUGCAGGUGCAGGAGCGCGUGCACGAGCUCUUCCGGCUGGACCCCGCGACGGAGCGGGAGAUCGCCCGGCUGCGGGCCGCGCUGCAGGAGGCCGCCAGCCGGCGGGGCGGCGUGGAGAAGGAGGUGGAGCGGCUGCGGGCCGAGCUGGCCGUCCUGCGGGCCCAGCAGCCCGCGGUGGAGUACAAGGAGGUGACGCAGGAGGUGGUGAGGCACGAGAGGAGCCCGCAGGUGCUGCGGGAGAUCGACCGGCUGAAGGCCCGGCUCAACGAGCUGGUCAACGGCAGCGGGCGGGCGCAGGAGCAGCUCAUCCGGCUGCAGGGCGAGCGCGAUGCGUGGCGGCGGGAGCGGGCCAAGGUGGAGACCAAGACGGUCACCAAGGAGGUGGUGCGGCACGAGAAGGACCCGGUGCUGGAGAGGGAGGCCGAGCGGCUGCGCCAGGAGCUGCAGGAGGCUGCCCAGAAGCGGCGGGCGGCCGAGGACCUGGCCUACGAGCUGCAGAACAAGUUCCUGCUGCUGGAGCGGAGGCGGCCCGAGGAGAAGGUGGUGGUGCAGGAGGUGGUGGUCACCCAGAAGGACCCGAAGCUCCGCGAGGAGCACAGCCGGCUGGGCCGGAGCCUGGACGAGGAGCUGGGCCGGCGGCGGCAGCUGGAGCGGGAGGUGCAGCAGCUGCGGGCCGCCGUGGAGGAGCAGGAGGGCCGGCUCAGCUUCCGGGAGGACCGCAGCAAGAAGCUGGCCGCGGAGCGGGAGCGGCGCCGGCUGACCCUGCGGAUCCAGGAGCUGGAGCGGCGGCCCCCGGCGGUGCAGGAGAAGAUCAUCAUGGAGGAGGUGGUCAAGCUGGAGAAGGACCCAGAGCUGGAGCAGGCCGCGGGCGCCCUGCGGCGGGACCUGGACCAGCAGCAGGCCCGGGUGGCCGAGCUGCACCGCGAGCGCCAGAGCCUGCAGCUGCGGCUCGACCUCCUCCAGAAGACCAAGUCGCAGGAGAAGACCGUCUACAAGGAGGUGGUCAGGGUGGAGAAGGACCGGGCGCUGGAGGGCGAGCGGGCCCGGGUGUGGGCGGCCGUCCUCCGCGAGAAGGACCAGGUCCACGAGAAGGAGCGGGCCCUCCGGGACCUGCGCGGCAAGCUGAGCCGGGAGGAGGUCAGCCAGGAGACCCAGACGCGGGAGACCAACCUCUCCACCAAGAUCUGCAUCCUGGAGCCCGAGACCGGCAGGGACUUGUCCCCGUACGAGGCCUACCAGAGGGGCAUCGUCGACCGCGGCCAGUACCUGCAGCUGCAGGAGCUGGAGUGCGACUGGGAGGAGGUGAGCACCUCGGGCCCCUGCGGGGAGGAGUCGGUGCUGCUGGACCGCAAGAGCGGGAGGCAGUACUCCAUCGAGGCCGCCCUGCGCGGCCGGCGCGUCUCCAAGGAGGAGUACCGUCUCUACCGGGAGGGCCGGCUGCCCGUGUCCGAGUUCGCCCUGCUCGUGGCCGGGGAGACCGGGCCCUGCGCCGCGCCCUCCAUCGGCUCCAUCAUCUCCAAGUCCCCGCGCGCCUCCCCGGGCCCCCGGAGCGCCUGCUGCUUCUCGCCCGGCUUCUGCGCGGGGCUGGGCGACGACAGCUUCCCCAUCGCCGGCGUGUACGACACCACCACCGACAACAAGUGCAGCAUCAAGACGGCCGUGGCUAAGAACAUGCUGGACCCCGUCACCGGGCAGAAGCUGCUGGAGGCACAGGCGGCCACGGGCGGCAUCGUGGACCUGCUGACGCGGGAGCGCUGCUCCGUGCACAAGGCGCUGGAGCGGGGCCUGAUCGACGGCGCCUGCACGCAGAGGCUGCUCAACGCCCAGAAGGCCUUCACCGGCGUGGAGGACCCGCUCAGCAGGAAGCGGCUGUCGGUGGGCGAGGCGGUGCAGAAGGGCUGGAUGCCCCGGGACAGCGUGCUCCCGCACCUGCUGGCGCAGCACCUGACCGGGGGCCUCGUCGACCCCACGAGGACCGGCCGCAUCCCCGUGCCGCAGGCCGUGCAGUCCGGGAUGAUCAGCGAGGAGCUGGCCCAGCUCCUGCAGGACGAGUCCAGCUACGAGAAGGAUCUGACAGACCCCAUCUCCAAGGAGCGGCUGAGCUACAGGCAGGCCAUGGGGCGCUGCCGGAAGGACCCCCUGAAACGGAGAACUGACUUGUCUGGGGCGCCUGGGUGGUUCUGCCGGGUGCGGGUGCGGCGGGGCCGGGGGCGGGUCACCGACGGCCGGAGACGGCCCUCCCGGGGCCCCCGCGGCCGCUGUCCGCCUCCCGCUGCCAGCGAGUCCCCGGGGCCCCCGUGA
This is a messenger RNA of Condylura cristata (star-nosed mole), 5457 nucleotides long. RefSeq names its product envoplakin (gene EVPL). Gene Ontology annotation, biological process: wound healing; intermediate filament cytoskeleton organization. Gene Ontology annotation, molecular function: structural molecule activity; cadherin binding. The record is from RefSeq and is a predicted model, not a curated record. Bases 1 to 5457 code for a protein of 1818 amino acids. Gene Ontology annotation, cellular component: cytoplasm; cytoskeleton; intermediate filament. NCBI's taxonomy places the organism in Eukaryota, Metazoa, Chordata, Mammalia, Eulipotyphla, Talpidae. The transcript has 20 exons.